This is a messenger RNA of Ceutorhynchus assimilis (cabbage seed weevil), 2586 nucleotides long. Lineage: Eukaryota; Metazoa; Arthropoda; Insecta; Coleoptera; Curculionidae. The record is from the annotation of a GenBank genome assembly.
GAUCGUUUUUGAUAUGGCAGUUUAGUUCAAUCAACAUCUUUUUCACUUUUCCUCUUAAAAUUCCAGUGAAUCGUCUCCGCGUUAUCAGUAUCGACAUUUUCCCAUUCGCAAAAUCAUCAUCACAACUACACAAAAACAAUUCGUCGAGCCAAAAGUGUUGUUAUCAAAGGCCAGUUGCGUCAUGUCAAGACCUUGAUUGACUUGAAGGACUACGUGUUUGAAAACAUACGAUUUUGCUUGAUUAUUUUCCGAUAUUAUUGCGAAGAAGUUUGCGCCAAGAUGUCCAGUGUCCGGUGCAGUUUGGCUACGGCCGGGAAAUACGCUCUGGCCGCCAGGAACACAAAAAUUCAACAAGGUCUGCUGUCUACCUUCUAUCUGAAACACUUUCAACACAGCAAAAAUAUAUCUACAAGUUUUGUCCUACUUAAAACCAUUGGUGCUGGUGAACCUCCAACCAACCCUACCCAACCUCCGACCAAAUCAACCACUUCUAGUGGAGGUGGCACGGGGAAAAAUAAGAAUACACUUUCAUGUCCGAAAUGUGGAGAUCCUUGCACUCAUGUGGAGACUUUUGUCAGUUCAACAAGAUUUGUUAAAUGUGAAAAAUGCCACCACUUUUUCGUGGUCCUGAGCGAAGUCGACAGUAAAAAGAAAGAAGGUGUGGACCUCAAAAAUGGACAAUACAGAAAACCUCCGCCUCCACCUAAAAAGAUUUACGACUACUUGAAUAAGCACGUUAUUGGUCAAAAUCAUGCCAAAAAAGUUUUAUCUGUAGCUGUAUAUAAUCACUACAAAAGGAUUUAUAACAACACCCCAUGUUCAACAAAUACUGGUAGACAAGAUAUGGCUGUAAUGGAACAAGGGCCACAUCACAAUAUGACACAUAGAGAUUUGCUCCAUAUAACAGGCAUGGGGCACAAUCCUAUGGGUCCGCUCACUUUCAGUCCUACAGAAUCACCCUACGAUAAAAGUACGUCUCAAACUGCUGUCGGGUCUGACAUUUUAGAACGUACCACCCACGAACUGAAGCUGGAGAAAAGCAACAUUUUGUUGCUGGGUCCAACUGGAUCAGGUAAAACUCUGUUAGCUCAGACCAUAGCUCAGUGUCUAGAUGUUCCUUUUGCAAUCUGUGAUUGUACCACAUUAACCCAAGCAGGUUAUGUCGGUGAAGAUAUUGAGUCUGUUAUAGGAAAAUUAUUACAAGAUUCCGGAUAUAGUGUGGAAAAAGCACAAAUCGGAAUUGUAUUUCUGGACGAAGUAGAUAAAAUUGGCGCUGUACCUGGAAUACAUCAACUAAGAGAUGUAGGUGGCGAGGGUGUGCAACAAGGCAUGCUAAAAAUGCUGGAAGGUACUAUUGUAAAUGUCCCAGAAAGAAAUUCACCUAGAAAGUUAAGAGGCGAAACUAUCCAGGUGGACACAACGAAUAUUCUUUUUGUUGCUAGUGGUGCGUACAAUGGUUUGGAAAGGCUGAUUCAGAAAAGAACCAAUGAAAAUUAUUUGGGUUUUGGAUCUCCAACUACAGGUGGCCAAGGCAGAAGAGCUGUAGCCCAAGAAGCAACUCUACAUUCUUCUACACAAUCAGCAGAAGAAGAAAAUCAUGAUAAAGAUAAGGCCCUAAGACAAGUACAAGCUAGAGAUCUCAUUGAUUUUGGAAUGAUACCGGAAUUUGUUGGUCGUUUUCCAGUUCUAGUACCUUUCCACUCCCUAGAUAAAAAUUUGUUAGUAAGGAUAUUGACAGAGCCCAAAAACGCUUUACUUCCCCAGUACCAGAGGCUGUUAGCUAUGGACCAAUGUCAGCUAACUUUUUCCCCUGAUGCUUUAAAGGCGAUAGCUGCUCAGGCUAUGGAAAGGAAGACUGGAGCUAGAGGGCUUAGAGCAAUAAUGGAAACUCUUCUCUUAGAACCAAUGUUUGAAGUACCUGGUGCAGGUAUUUCAGAGGUCCACAUAACAGAGGAUUGCGUAAAAGGCAAAUCCCCACCAGGUUAUAUAAAAACUAAUACUGAGGUCUCAGAAGAAGAUGAAAUUAAUGAUACUAUUAGGUUAAAACAAUGAUAUUGGGGGGAAAUGCAUAUUUAGGUACCAACAUUUAAAUGAAUAUUAUGCUGCACUGUCAAAAUUGACAGGAAAAGAAAUGUUGAUAUGGAGGUUGGGUGGCAAGAAGUUAGUCUUAAUCAAGCCCCUAAAUCAAGUUCUCGGUAAAAAAAAAGUGUAAAAAGAUUGUACUAAACAUAACGUAACUAAAAAUUUCAUGUGAUAAGUAGAAACAAAACAAAAAUUGUAUGGAAAUAAACACUGCUGUAUUCAAAGUUUUGUAAUUUUAUUUUGUUGUCACAUAACAAUAAUUUUUUUCUUCUGAUCACUGUUAGUUUUGAAAGUAAUACAAACUUAUUAUUUUUCUCUUUACGAAAGCUGUUUUAUUUGUUCUUAGAGGUAAGGAUUUUGUUGCUAAAUAAAUAUUGUUUUAUUUAUAAGUUUAUUUUAGGCGUAAAUGAAUUAUUGUUGACUGUCCUAGAAGUCAGUUGCAGAUAAUUGUGAUGUUUCUAGAAAGGGUUAAUAUUAAUUAUACACAAUAAAUUAUUGAAUUGA